AUGGCUCCUACAUUUCUCAAAGAAUUGCGCCGCCGAUCCAGAGCAAGCUUUCGAACCGAUAACUCUACCGACGCCUCUAGCGAUGGCGCCACCAGCCAAGGCACAUCUCCAUCAAGUGGUUCUGUAACUCCUCCGUCUCUCGCACACCAGUCCGACCCUGCUCUUGAUCUUCAAAUUAAGAAAACCAACACCUCGCAGCAAAACCAGGUGCAGAUGCCUCAACCAACACGGCCAAUGAUGUCUCCUGGGAGCAACACCAGCAGGCACAGCGUGUCAGGCAUGUCUGGCCUUGGAGCUCCACCUAGCAGUAGUCGAGGCAGUGUGCCCUUGUCUCAAUAUGCCCCGCGGAUACAUAAUGUCUCGGAACACUCAUGGGUGUAUCAAAAAGUGCUUUUGCUGCAUGGCACCAUUGGUGAGCCUGGACAGUACUCGAUCGAUGGUAAUGUGGUUAUUAGUCGAUACGAUGACAGCUUUCCUGCCAUUAGCUGGCCAGUAUGCGAAUCUCACUUCAAGGCUCUGGUAUACUUGCAACCCGGACCAAACAAGUUUCGACUCGACUUCUCCAGCCCUAAACUUGCCAAUAGCUCGUCGUCUAAUCCUAUUCAUGCCUCGUAUUUAACCCUCCACAUGAUACCCCCAAUGAACGCUCCGCCACUACAGCUUGCGAUUAUUGUCUCAAAGGAUUCGCCGCAAACAUAUGAUGCAACGCCAGCUCGGGCAGAAAAAGAGGGUAAUGGGUUGGAAACGGCUGUACGAAAGUUUCGGAUGGCGGCGUAUCUUUGGCAGGCGUUUACCGCGGAGCAAAUGAGGAGGCACAAACUAGGGCGUCGAGUAUUCCGGUACGAAGAGGAAUGGACUUUGGGGACCUCCAAUUAUCGUGAUAGAGAAAACGGGACCAUGCGAUCUGAGGCUCGGAUUCACAUUAUUCGUUCGAAUAAAACUGUGGCGGAGAUUCUCGACUUGAACAGAGCCCAGCAGUUCGAAAAAGCGACUGACAAGAACGCCUUGUUUGGCGUGGCUGCUGACGCCGUUAAAGAAUACUUUAAGCCCCUUCCAGGUCAAAAGAACUACGUUUCAGUGCUUUUCCUCGAUGCGCAUUGGGAUGCCCAGGAGAAAGUCAUUCGAGGCCACGCUGCUCUGGGCGGUAAUGCGGGAGACUUGCAGCUUGCAAUUUUUGGCUCACACUGUCUGCAGAGUUACCCUUCCAGCUUCGAAGAAGUGGUGCCCGCUUUUACAGAUUGCACUCCUACAGAUACGAGAUACGUCGCGAAUGAUUGCAAUGAGGCGGGAAGCUCUUGGGAGGCGGUGAACAUUGGUGUUGGCGCUCACUUGCAUGAGACUGGGCAUUUGUUUGGCUGUCCACACCAGGAGUCCGGUAUCAUGCUGAGAGAUUAUGUUGUCUUGAACCGCUCGUUCGUCCCACGAGAGGCGUUCUCUACCAGGACGAAGUCAAAGGGCGGAUUGGUGCAGCAAGCGGACGAGUGUGGGUGGCACCGCCUCGAUUGUUUGCGAUUCCGAGCUCAUCCAGCCUUCAGACUUCCCAAUGAUGCUCCCUUGAAUUCGGACGACAGUGUCCAAGCUUUCGCAAUCGAAGGGGGAACUGUUCUGGCAAUGGCGGCGACGGGUAUUUCUUUUGUGGAGAUCCUAGGUGAGGGAGACGAUGUUUGCCAUGCAUGGCUUGAAUAUACAACGGAAAACGGGCCGGUACAACGGCAACUUGCCCUGGGUGAGCAAGAUUUGCGGGCUCGCUUGCCCGAAGCCAAGCGGAAGGGGCGCAUAUCAAUAUCGAUCAAGUCUCACGGAGGAGGUUCUCUUACUAUUACUGAUUUCAAGGAGUUCACCUCGAAAAGUUCUCUGGUGAAAUUGGGAAAUGGCAGGACUGCUUCUCGAAGCCAGAAGCUGGGCGAAUCCAAAAUGGAAGGCAGUGAAGCACAAGAGUUCGUCUUUACUAGUGCAACCCAACAAGAUAGAGUCAUGUCUCGAGUAACUGUUUACCACGGGUCGGCACUGAAUGGCCUGGAAUUUGUAUACGAUGACAAUACCUCACAACUAUUUGGCAAUAGGGGUGGAAAGGAGAGAGGCGACACGUUUGAAUUUGGUAAGAUAAUGGUGCAGUGGCCCGAGGACUGUCAACUUGUUAACCUGGCGCAGAUAUUCGUCGUGGCGAGUACUUGA
Molecule: messenger RNA, 2175 nt
Organism: Metarhizium acridum CQMa 102
Lineage: Eukaryota; Fungi; Ascomycota; Sordariomycetes; Hypocreales; Clavicipitaceae
Source: RefSeq, a predicted model, not a curated record